Messenger RNA from Mesitornis unicolor (brown roatelo), 1436 nucleotides. RefSeq names its product leucine-rich repeat-containing G-protein coupled receptor 6-like. The record is from RefSeq and is a predicted model, not a curated record. Gene Ontology annotation, molecular function: protein binding. The annotation marks the transcript as partial. Lineage: Eukaryota; Metazoa; Chordata; Aves; Mesitornithiformes; Mesitornithidae. The transcript has 16 exons.
AGACCUAAGCAUGAACAACAUCAGCCGGCUGCAGCCCAGUGCUCUCCAUCACCUGCGCUUCCUGGAGGAGCUACGCCUCUCUGGAAACCAGAUCUCCAGGAUCCCAGGGGAAGCUUUCUCUGGCCUCUACAGCCUGAAGAUCCUGAUGUUGCAGAACAAUCAACUGAAUCGCAUCCCUGCAGAGGCACUGAGGGAUCUUCCAAGCCUCCAGUCUCUACGCCUGGAUGCAAACCUCAUCUCCGUGGUGCCCGAAAAGAGCUUUGAGGGGCUGCUCUCACUGCGUCACCUGUGGCUGGACGAUAACGCCCUGACCGAGAUCCCUGUCCGAGCCCUGAACCAUCUGCCGGCGCUGCAAGCCAUGACCCUGGCGCUCAACCAGAUCUGGCACAUUCCCGAUUUCGCCUUCCAGAACCUCAGCAGCCUCGUGGUGCUGCACCUGCACAACAACCGGAUCCAGACCCUGGGAGCCAAGGGCUUUGAUGGGCUGCACAGCUUGGAAACCCUGGAUCUAAACUACAAUGAGCUGUUGGAAUUCCCUGGGGCGAUCAGGACGCUGGGCCGACUGCAGGAGCUCGGUUUUCACAACAACAACAUCAAAGCUAUUCCAGAGAAUGCAUUUGUUGGGAAUCCCCUUCUCCAAACAAUCCAUUUUUAUGACAAUCCCAUCCAGUUUGUUGGACAGUCUGCUUUCCAGUACUUGCCAAAGCUCCACACUCUGUCGCUCAAUGGUGCAACGGACAUCAGAGAAUUCCCAGACCUUAAAGGCACCACCAGCCUAGAAGUUUUGACCCUGACCCGGGCAGGCAUCCUCUUCCUUCCCAGAGGGAUGUGCCAGCAGCUGCCCAGCCUCCGAGUCCUAGAGCUGUCGCACAACCACAUCGAAGAUCUGCCCAGUUUCCACCAGUGCCAGCAGCUGGAGGAGCUUGGUCUCCAGCACAACAGGAUCCAUGAGAUCAGAGCAGACACCUUUGUGCAGCUGAUGGCCCUGCGCUCCAUUGACCUGAGCUGGAACCACAUUCGGUUUAUUCACCCUGAAGCCUUUGUGACCCUGCACUCACUCACCAAGCUGGACCUGACUGAUAACCAGCUGGUCACACUGCCUCUGGACGGUCUGGGGGGACUGACCCAUCUGAAGCUCCAAGGCAACCCAGCUCUCUCCGAGCCCUUCACCAAGGAGAGCUUCCCCAAAAUGAGGGUCCUCGAGGUACCUUACGCCUACCAGUGCUGCGCCUAUGGAAGCUGCAGCAGCUUCUUCAAGAUGUCCAACCAGUGGGAGGCAGAAGACAUGAGCCCAGAGGAGGAGGAUGCCCACAAGAGGACCAUGGAAUUGUUUCCAGGUCAUGCUGAUAACCACUAUGACCCAGAUGCAGAUGACCUCCAGUCGGACCUUGAGGAAUCAAAGCUGCACCCCACUAUUCAGUGCACGCCAAGCCCCG